Molecule: messenger RNA, 216 nt
Organism: Pochonia chlamydosporia 170
Lineage: Eukaryota; Fungi; Ascomycota; Sordariomycetes; Hypocreales; Clavicipitaceae
Exons: 1
Coding region: 1-216 (71 amino acids)
Source: RefSeq, a predicted model, not a curated record
AUGGUGAAUCGCACAUUGUUGAAUGCUGGGUUCAUGAAUCAGACAGGGCCGGGACUCAUUUCUUGCCAAUCAAAACUAAAAUACCAUCUCACUUGCAAUAGUUCGUCAUCCAGCUACAUGGCGGUUUGCAAGGGGAAAUCCAACCCAGCAAUAUCAGAGACCGGAGCUUCGACAACCCAAACUAAAAUCAUCCGACAAAGGCUAGGACUAUAUUGA